Messenger RNA from Phytophthora nicotianae INRA-310, 792 nucleotides. RefSeq lists its product as hypothetical. The transcript has 2 exons. NCBI's taxonomy places the organism in Eukaryota, Oomycota, Peronosporomycetes, Peronosporales, Peronosporaceae. The record is from RefSeq and is a predicted model, not a curated record. The coding region runs from base 1 to 792 and encodes 263 amino acids.
AUGCCUCGUCCGCCAGCCAACAAAAAGCAGUCCAAGACCACAGCGAAGAAGGUGUUCAAGAACAAGCAGCCAAGAAAGGCGGCCAAGUUUGCGCACACGACACCUCUCCAGCUUGAAGGAAUGGUCUUGUGGAUAGAAGUGAGCUCUAACCGCCCUAUUUACCUCGGAGAAUCAACCGCUGGAAAGAGCAUGGCGCAUGGUUCGGGUAUCACGAAGCUCGCUGGAUUUGCAAGUAUGGCGCAGUACGUACACGAGUAUGCUAUGCAAUACGGUGGAGAUGAUCCUCGCCAUUCCGUGGUCUGGGACAGAACAACUUGCCAGAGCCGAUGGGCGUCGCAGUUCAAGCGUUACAAAAACACUCGAGAACGUAAGAACAGCAACACAGGGUUCGGAAUCACGGAAGAGAUGCUGGCAAAUGGAAUUACGGUCGACGACAUGAUCGAGAAGGCGUGUCCGUUCUACACGAGGAUGGACGCAAUGUUUGCAGAGCAAGCCAACGUUAAUCCAGAAUCUGAGUGCCAUGUACCGGAUCUUAGCGACGACGACCGGGCAGUGAAAGUGACGGUGGAGAAACCGUAUUCAAUGUUGGAGCUGAGGAUCUCGAUGUCCGUCAUGAUCGUGAAGACCAAGCCAACCCGAGCAGAGACUUUCAACAUGACGAAGGUGAACCCGACCAGGAAAAUCGACCACCAAGCGGGAUGUCCCAUGCUGAUAUGCCUGCAGAUACAACAAGUUUAUCAAACCGACAACCGCUUCAACAGCUUCUCGGCCGUCAAAACAAGUCCAGCUUAG